GGCAACAAAGUGACAUGGCGGCGUUCAACGCACACAUGAUUCUGACGCUGCGAUGUAUGCAGGUUACAUAAAUAAUCGGACUAUUUGUUCGCGAUGUCGGACUGCUCUCGCGGGAGUGCAUUGCUGUGUGACGUUAAACCGAGGCACGUGAGGUCCUUGAAUUUCGGGCAAUCGAUCCUCGAGCUCGAUGCCGUCGAGCAGUGCCGCGUGCCAAAUCGCGUCCUCGUGUUCGACGAGAAAGUCGCUCACAUACCGUACACCGAGAAGGAGGAUUACGUACGUAAAUGGCUCGAGGCUCACGAAAACGACAAACGUGAUUCGUCCCCGGUUCUAGGGCCAUCGGCGACUACGGCUUCCCAGGAAUCGCCAAUACUCGGUAGCGGUAGGAAACGAUCUAGACGGAAGGUCUGUAUAAAUAGAAACGCCACAGCGAAGAGGCUAAACAAUGUAGCUAACCAGGGAAGUGCAGGACACUCUGCAAGCUGUACGACGCGAUCUAAGUCGCAGCGUAAAUGUAAAAAGAGGAUACAGCACACACCAUCUAGUACAGAAAAGGUGGCGGUCAACGAGGUGUCUCCUAUCCUUGGUACUCGUAUUUUUAAGAGAAAGAGAAGAAAACUGCAGUACAAAUCAGAAGCUAGUGUUUCUCCAGAACAUUUAAAGUUAUACGAUCAUAAAAUCACAAAGACAGAUGUACAGUCGAUAAGGCAACCCGCUGGUAAUCUCAAUAAUCUGAGAAAGACACCUGUGGAUCAAGAUAAGUUGGAGAGAAAUUUGGAUAAAGGGUUUGUCUCCUUGGCUGAAACAAGAGCAAGUCCAGAGAAAUACCAGAGAUGUAUAGAGACAUCUUCGACGCUGUCAGAGAAAUUGAGCUUUGCUGACAGCUCAAGUAAUAAAACUGAUAAAAAUGAUUCGCAGAUAGAAGCUGGCACCAGCAAUGAUAGCACAGAUGAAGAAUGCAAUAAACUUACAAAUAUAUCUGGCAGUAGCGACAAUCUAAGUUAUUUCAUAGAGGAUGAUGACACACAGGAAACUGCAAAAAGAUCCAAGUUUUCAGCAGUGGAUAGACAUUCAAUUCCUUCGGGACAACCAUUUACACCUUUGCAAUUUAGUAAUGAAACUUAUUGCUCAGAAGCAGAAUUGAUGCAAGAUCAAAGUACACGUCUGUCCGAAAGAAUCUCCGAGAUGCCAUCUUUAAAUAAAACCACCCAGAAGACGUGUAAGUCGACCCAAACUGCCAUUAUUAGCACAAUAACGACUCCGUCGAAGAAAUCUCCGGACAAGAAUACGUAUGCACGUCUCUUGGACUCUGGAAAGAAACGCCACAAACCCAAAAAAGGCAGCAUGGCUGCGAGACUGCAGUCCUUGGUCAACGCGCAAGUGUCCGGCAUUCGUAUAUGGCGUCAUCAAAUGAGUAAGGAACAUGACGCUACGUCAGUGCGAUACAUCAGUGUACUUGUAUGCGAUUCUAUCAAGCAAUUCGGCAAUCAAUUUCUGGAAGGCGUCCUAAUCGAAGAUCGCUACAAUCUCCUGCAAAACGACAUAGAGAUCGAACAGGCGGAGUCGCAUAAUGCUGAAGCUCAACCAAAGACAGUCUUGUACAAAAAUAUAACAAUUAUGCUAGUCUGUGAUAUAGUCGGAACAUUGAAAAUGAUAUCAAAAGUUGUGAUAAAUGUUUAUCCACCCUGGAAUAUCUUGGAUAAGGAUGAUUUGAUCCUGGAAGCGACGUAUAUAAGUAUAAGUGAUCGCGAAGUACCUGAUAUUAGCAAUGUGAGGAAGUCAUGUGAGCGCAAGAAACGAAUUCUCAAAGAGUUUAAUUGCCCUUGUAUAGAAGAACAGAGGGAAUUGCUGUUUUGUUCGAGAAAGCCUAGCAGUGAUAAACCUGACGUGAUGCAACAGAUAUUUAAUUUCUGUCUUUCUAGAACGAUGUCGAUUACUCAGGAUCGUCCCGAGUUAUACGAGGAAGUUAAGCUUUAUAAAAAUGCCCGGGAGAGAGAGAAGCACGACAACCAGGCUGAUCUGUAUGCCGUGGUAAAUACGUUGCAGCAUUUGGAGAAGGCUUACAUCAGAGAUUGUGUUACGCCAAAGGAAUACACGGCAGCGUGCAGCAAACUUUUAGUACAAUAUAGAGCAGCGUUUAAACAAGUACAGAGUGAUCAAUUUCCAACAAUCGACUCCUUUACCAGAGCAUUCCGCCUAGAUUGUCCAGCUGCCCUUGAGAGAAUCAAGGAGGACAGACCAAUUACAAUAAAAGAUGACAAGGGCAACACAUCUAAAUGCAUCGCCGACAUUGUUUCGCUGUUUAUCACACUUAUGGAUAAAUUACGAUUGGAAAUCAAAGCCAUGGAUCAACUGCACCCAGAUCUGAGAGAUCUCAUGGAUACUAUGAAUCGCCUCAGCAUCCUACCUAGUGACUUUGAUGGUAAAGAGAAGGUUUCAGAGUGGUUACAGACCCUUGAUAAUAUGUCCGCCUCGGACGAACUCUCGGACACUCAAGUCAGACAGUUGAUAUUUGAUUUAGAGACAUCCUAUAACGCUUUUAAUAAAAUACUUCAUAAUUCGUAAUUCUUUUUAUCUUCUGCCGAAUUGGGAUUGAUCUAAUAUUAUCUAUAAUACAAGCCUUGAUAUAUAUAUCAAUUAUAUGUUGUGUUCAAACAGAAUUAUUAUUAUUAAUGUAUAAAAUAAAAUUAUUAUUUGUACAUAUUGUUACUAAUUAAUUUUACCGCAAAAUAUCGAUCAAAGAAAAGCUUUAAAGUUUUCUUCUGUUAUAGAUAGUAUUGAUUCAUUCAAUUGCGACAUAUGUAAUACUUGCAAUCACACUUUCUUUUCAAUAAGCAACAAUGUGUCACGAAACUCUGCAUUGUUCCUUGAAUCACGUAUAAAACUCGCAGUAUUUAAGAUCCUUGUAUACAACUUCUGUUGCUAAAUGAAAUUAGAUAUAUGUAUACAUACGAAUAUAUACAUACAGAUACAUAGCUAUGUAGAACAGACUAUUUUCUAUGCGAUUCUUUGUAAACACCGAAACAAGUAAAUUGCUGAAUGACACUUGUAUAUUAUCGCGUUGUGUAUUAUACUUUAUCGAUUAAGCUAAUAAAAAUGCGUAAGAUUUUAA
Solenopsis invicta (red fire ant) is the source of this 3112-nucleotide messenger RNA. RefSeq lists its product as uncharacterized. Gene Ontology annotation, molecular function: protein-containing complex binding. Bases 94 to 2565 code for a protein of 823 amino acids. Lineage: Eukaryota; Metazoa; Arthropoda; Insecta; Hymenoptera; Formicidae. The transcript is spliced from 4 exons. The record is from RefSeq and is a predicted model, not a curated record. Gene Ontology annotation, biological process: protein transport to vacuole involved in ubiquitin-dependent protein catabolic process via the multivesicular body sorting pathway. Gene Ontology annotation, cellular component: ESCRT I complex.